Molecule: messenger RNA, 2602 nt
Organism: Humulus lupulus (European hop)
Lineage: Eukaryota; Viridiplantae; Streptophyta; Magnoliopsida; Rosales; Cannabaceae
Product: probable serine/threonine-protein kinase WNK10
Exons: 7
Coding region: 530-2443 (637 amino acids)
Biological process (GO): protein phosphorylation; intracellular signal transduction
Cellular component (GO): cytoplasm
Molecular function (GO): ATP binding; protein serine/threonine kinase activity
Source: RefSeq, a predicted model, not a curated record
CCAAACCUUUUUCCUUCUUUGUUAGUUUUUUCUUUUGAAAAAAAUUUCCCAAUUCUCAUAAUCGAACCCUAAUUUCCCUUCAAUUGGUUUCCGCUCUGAAAUUUGAGGGUUCCAAUUCUCUUUCUCUCGCUCUGGUUUUUGUUUAUAUUGGUUCAAUUAGGCUUUGAUUUUAGGUUUUUAUUCAAGAAUUUUAUGGUCCAAAAUAUGCUGAUAAAGCUACGGCUGAGCCUGGGUUAGACUUGAAAGUUUCGAGCUUCGUUGAUUUUAGAAAUUUCGGUAUGGGAUUUGGGUCUUUCCGUGUUUGUUUUGUCGGCUGCCGGUUCCGCGUCCGAUCGGCAUUCGAUUCCUACUCCGCCGCUAGUGAAGCAUUCUCUGAAAAGUGCCUUCGUUCUAUUGCUUCUGCCAGGAUAAAGGUUCUCUAAUAGCGAUUGAGAUUCUAGUUUGAUUUUUUUUCCUUUUCUCUUUGCCCCUCCAAAAGAUUUCCUUUUCUUUUUCUUCUUCUUCUUCUUCUUUUUUCGUGGGGUUUGGUAUGGAUAUGCGUGCAGCUGUGACACGUGGAACUUUGGAUUCUGGGUUUGAUGAUAUUGUGGAGAAGGAUCCAACUGGACGGUAUUUGCGGUAUGGAGAAGUCUUGGGGAGGGGAGCAUUCAAGACUGUAUAUAAGGCAUUUGAUGAAGUUGAUGGAGUAGAGGUAGCUUGGAACCAAGUGAGCAUUGAGGAUUUAAUGCAGACACCGGACCAGUUGGAAAGAUUGUAUUCAGAGGUUCAUCUGCUCAAGUCACUGAAACAUGAAAAUAUUAUGAAGUUUUGUUACUCAUGGGUGGAUGAUACGAACAAGACUAUCAAUAUGAUAACGGAGCUGUUUACAUCUGGCAGUUUAAGAAUGUACCGUAAGAAGCACAAAAAUGUUGAUAUGAAAGCUAUCAAGAAUUGGGCUAGACAGAUUCUACGAGGAUUACACUAUUUGCACUCUCACAAUCCUUGUAUUAUCCAUAGAGAUUUAAAAUGUGACAACAUAUUUGUUAAUGGAAAUACUGGAGAAGUUAAAAUUGGAGAUCUUGGAUUGGCAAUAGUCAUGCAGCAGCCCACUGCCCGCAGUGUUAUUGGCACUCCUGAGUUUAUGGCUCCAGAGCUUUACGAAGAGGAGUACAAUGAACUCGUCGACAUAUAUUCUUUUGGCUUGUGCAUGUUAGAAAUGGUUACAUGUGAAUACCCUUACAGUGAAUGCAGAAAUCCAGCUCAGAUUUUUAAGAAGGUUACCAAUGGAAUAAAGCCAGCUUCCCUUAGCAAAGUUAAUAAUCCUGAAGUCAAGCAGUUCAUAGAGAAGUGUCUGGUUCCUGCAUCUAUGAGAUUGCCUGCAAUUGAGCUUUUGAAAGAUCCAUUUCUUGCUACGGAAACUCCUGUGAAUCUGAAUCAGAAACCUAAAGGGAUACCUACUGUCACCCCUGAAUUAGUUAACUCGCCACGUGCUCAAUGUUUUCCAAUGAAUUGUGAACCACAACGCUCUGAAUGUCGCCCAAUGGACGUAGACUCUAUCAGCAAAAAGCAGUCUAUUGGUUCAGUUGUGAGAAGUGCCGGUGGCAUGUCUAGUAUUUCGAGUGCAGAACUAUGGAAGUACACUCAGAAUAAUGAAUUCAGGUUAAUGGGGAAGAAAGAUGAUGAUAAUACAAUUUCAUUAACUUUGCGCAUUGCUGAUGCUUGUGGCCGGGUAAGGAAUAUCCAUUUCGCAUUCUAUCUUGAUUCUGACACCACGGUCUCAAUUGCUGGAGAGAUGGUUGAGCAACUUGAUCUCUCGAAUGAAGAUAUUAGUGUCAUAGCUAUGUUGAUUGACAACUUAAUCGGGGAGCUCGUGCCCAGCUGGAAAGUUGCCUCUGGAACCUUGUCAACUGGAACAAAUAGCUCAACUGGGGAUUGUUCUUUACUUCUAAAUGACGAAAGAUGUUCUUGGGAUUCAGGAUUGAUCGCGUGUUUUUCCCACGAUAUUGACAGGCAUCAUAUUCUCGAACUGAGGCAAGUGGAAAAUCAAGAAAACCAAGGUUCAAAUAUAUCAGCCGAGUAUGGUGAAAAUAAUUUUAAAGCUUUGGAGUCGUACAAACUUGAUGAACUCCUCAAGGGACCAGAAGGAGAUGAGUACAAUCAUGAGCAGGAAGAGAGUAGUCGUGAAGGUAAACUUGGUGAAUCUGUGGUGAUCAAUGUGACCGGAAAGAGCUCUGCGCUCUCCUAUUAUGAUUCAUGCUCUGACUUAUGGGAAAAUUUUAGCUUGUCAAGCAUACGCUCCUUGUCUCUUGGAGAGAACAAUCAUUAUUAUGAGCUAAAGCAGGAGCUUGAUGCAAUCGACACUCAGUAUCAGCAAUAUUGUCUUGAACUCUUGAAACUGAGGGAACAAGCUAUAGAAAAUUCGAAAAAGAAGUGGAUAAUGAAGAAAAAAGUAGCUGCUGCUUAAUUUUUUUUGCUUGAUUUGUUUGAUUCUUGCUUCUUCUUUUAACUCAAUAUUUUCCCUGAUUACAUUGUGGGAAUGAUUUGUUUUCAUUAUUUGUUCGUUUCUUUAAAAUGUGAUGAAUUUCACUGGUUUUCUUUAAUUAUUAUUGAAUAUUAUAAUUCA